Ornithodoros turicata is the source of this 2694-nucleotide messenger RNA. RefSeq lists its product as uncharacterized. Lineage: Eukaryota; Metazoa; Arthropoda; Arachnida; Ixodida; Argasidae. Gene Ontology annotation, molecular function: DNA-binding transcription factor activity, RNA polymerase II-specific. Gene Ontology annotation, cellular component: nucleus. The record is from RefSeq and is a predicted model, not a curated record. The transcript is spliced from 8 exons. Bases 303 to 2306 code for a protein of 667 amino acids. Gene Ontology annotation, biological process: regulation of transcription by RNA polymerase II.
GAUCGACCCGUCUCUCGAGCUGCUCGUGCGGGAUUGCACUUCGCAAAUCAUUCCUGAAGGAGUCAGCUGUCCCACGAUGCUGCGCCUUGAGAUCCACAGUGCGUAGUUGUCUGGGCAGCGGGACUGUAGUGACGCUCCACUGCGGCCACUAUUACUGCCUUCAGUUGGAACGCAGCAUUGAGAGUCCGCUGGAGCUACGCUUUGCUUUUUCAACGCCAUCAGGCUGAAAACAGAGAAAGCCAGCUCUACAUCCAAGUUCUUCAACAGCAUCUCUAUCUUCAACCCACUUCCACUCUGACCCCAUGAGAACAGUACACCAGAAUACCAUGGCAGACCCAUCAAAAGAGCUUAUGGAAUUAUUUCCAGAGCUCUGCGAUGGCACCACAGCGUCAGGCAUUGUCGAAGAUCUCGAUCUCUCCGACAUCUCGUUCUUCUCCCUUGAGAGCAAGGAGACCGGUGCAGAAUUAAACCGCUCUGACGCCAUGCGCGAAGACUUGUGCACAGACAAUGCAGACAUGCUAGUCGACGAAGCAACGUCUCUAUACCAUGGGCCUGAGUGUAUGAGCGAGGAAGCUAGGGCAGUGGCUUCGAUCUUGCCCUCUGAUGACUCGACAAUGGUACCUUCAGUUGGUGCCAGUAGCGUUGGUACGGUAACGCCGACAAUUCGUACUAGGAUCCGUGAAUCGUUGAAACAUCGACGCUGUAUACGAAAGAUAGGGUCGCAAGAAGCUUCACGGAACAGCGAGAAAAUGUUCAGUGAGGGGGAGUUCGAGUGUCCGUUAUGUGCGCAGAAGUUCGCUUACAGCAGCGUCCUGGAGAGCCACAUUCGUGCUCACCGCAAGUUUUUCGGGGAAGGUAACCGUGCGUACCAGUGCCCGAUGUGCGAAAAGUCGUUCAAUCAACACUGCCAUCUCCGGGUCCAUCUGCGGUGGCACACCGGAGAGAAGCCUUACAUCUGUCAUAUUUGCAACAAAACGUUUAAGCAGAAGCCGCAUCUCAACAACCACCUGCGUCUGCAUUCUGGACUGAGGCCCUUCGUAUGUGACGUAUGUGGCAAGACCUUCACCCAGAGCGCGCACUUGAAUUCUCACCACAUGCUGCAUACAGGAUGGCGUCCCUACAAGUGCGCCGUCUGCUCCAAGGCCUUCACGCAGUCCAGUCAGCUGAGGACGCACUCGAGGAUGCACACAGGGGAAAGGCCUUACGCGUGCAAAGUGUGCGGUAAAACUUUCGCCCAGCGCGGGAAUCUCAUUGCGCAUGAGCGGCUGCACGAAGACGGUCCAAUAGGUCCGCCAGGGCGGAGGAGAGGGCUUGUUCCGAAGACUUAUCGUCGUCGUCUGACGUACCCAGACCCAGAAGUUCGGUCCGAAAAAGAUGUGGCGGGUGAAUCUAAAUGGGCUUACAGCAACAGAGAACAGGAAGGACAGAAGUCUGGAGAACAUCAAACCAAGCACGGAAAUUUGGAAGACGUACCAGAUUUUGUUCUCCAAGGCGACAUACAGAGAUUCCUGACGUAUGAAGAAGGGAAUUGCAGAACGGAACGAGAAGAGAUUGUACGACUCGUUCAACGCGGCUUUCCGCAGCAAAUACCACUGAAUAAUACGACGCAGCAGUCUCAAAGUCUACAGUAUGAUACAACAAAUUCUUCAGCGCUGAUUACCUGUGACGGGCAGAAUCCCUACAAUGAUGGCAUUCCAGUGCCAUAUCUCACAGAUGAGGCACAGGCCGUUGUCCCGCAAUUUACGUCAUCUUCACCAUUGACGGACGAUCGAGGCGUGCAGCUCCUCUCCCAGUUGGACUUCCAUGACACGCUUCGAAGUAUCGACGCUACGCAGCUCAAAGCCCUGACGCCAGUGCAGAUACGGGACCACGAAUAUGAACCCUACGACGCCGAAAGUUUAUUGUGUCUGUCUAAAUUUGAUACGCCAUUCCAGCGAGUUCCAGAACACGUCCCUCCUUCACUCAACGUGGGUUGGCAACACUGCGUGCGACAGCCAACAGACCAAGCUGAAGAACAGAAUGUUCAGCAAGGUCUGCAGGAGGCUAUGACGCUGUACGACCAACCAGAACGCCUUCACGGCGGUAUUGUUCCACUUGGUAGUCAAGCUGAAGACAUGUCCAGCCUGGAAGCGGAAGGGACAGUGCCGCUAAACGGUACCCGUGUUCAGCGUGUUCAAGGAACUGAUUUCCGGUUUGAACGGGAAGCGCAAGAUGUUUCUGAACUGUCCCCUCCGCGUGAUUUAUCGGAUCUCACUGUGCAGGUGGUGCCUGGUCGGAAAGGAUUUUGCGCUAUGAACAAUAAUUAAUAAGGUUGCGACAAGGUUGGAGAAACCUUUCCGUGGAUGGCGGUCGCUUUAUUUAUUGUCAAAGGGAGGAAAUCGGCUUCUUUGAAUGCAGAUAAUAUGUAUCAUUACGCACCCGUAGCACCGCGCAAAGUAAAGGAGAUUUAGUAUAGGUUAAAUGCUAUUGUUACUGAAUACUAAUCGAGUGGAUCGAAUAUAGGAUGAAUUUGUUGUUAAGGGGUGACUGUUAGAGGUAUACAUUUAGAAUAUGUGCUUAUUGCUUGCCAUAUAUGGCUUGCUGCUUUGUUGUCAGUAUGUGUGAUAGUCACGAAGCGGAAGAAUGGAAAGAAGGAGGGGUGAGUCAGUAGGGAGCAAAGUGGGGGAGAGAAUAAAGUUGCUGCAGUGGAUUGUA